This is a messenger RNA of Diatraea saccharalis (sugarcane borer), 1673 nucleotides long. NCBI's taxonomy places the organism in Eukaryota, Metazoa, Arthropoda, Insecta, Lepidoptera, Crambidae. The record is from the annotation of a GenBank genome assembly.
AAAAAAAGAAUAAUUUCUAGGUACAAACAUUUUGCUACAUAAGGAUAAAUCUGCUUUCUUUUUUGGUUCUGGAGAAAUAAUAUUUAAUGAUUGCUCUGUUGAUUCUUGGGAAAAUGAGAGUGAUAAUUUACUAAAUUUACUGUAAUUCUAUUCUAAAAUUCAUUGUAAUUUUGUCGUACUCUGUCAUCUUGAAUAUGAAAUAUUAUUUUGUCCAAAACCAAAGAAGAAAAAUAAUGUAAUUCCAACUUGAGUUAUUGGUGGCAAUUUUGCUUUGGAAAUAGGCGAUGGUGCCUUCGCCUUGUGGCCACAAUUAGAAAAUGUCUCAUUACCACUUUAAUUGUAAUGAGAAUUACACAUUUUUGUGAAAAUAAACAAACAAUAAUAAUAACAAACACCUGAAAUUUUGAUUUUACCUAUCUAUUUUUAUAUUUCGAUAUAACGAUGUCACUGUUUCUGCAAAAUAAAAAUCUGCUUUCCUGUCUAUCUUAACGCAACUAUAAACAACUGUCAUUUGUGUACUGUCAAGUGUGAAGUCAUAGAUAAUAAAGCUGAAGGGCUGAUCAUUUGAGUGUCUGUUUUUGAUGUUUCUUUGUUUAGAAAAUUAAAUCGCUAACGUGACGUUCUCGUACAGUUUGUUGCAAUAGAAUUUUAAAAUUACGUAAAUAAUGUCCUUCAAAUCGCAUGUUUUCAAACACUAGUCUGACGACAGCCACUUUAAAUGAUUGCGUAUUAAAAGUUUAUCAGUUCACAUCGCGGACGAUUUGAAAAGCUUUGUUAGCAAUUUUCUUUGUUAUUUUAAAUCAGCUCGUCUAACUAUGGAAAAGGUUUUGGUAAACUUUUUGUUUUUAUUAAUAGUAAACAGUAGUUUUUCUUAUAAACCUGUAGUUUUAAUACAUGGUAUUAUGACGGGUAGUGGAAGUAUGGAAAUGAUUUCACACAGAAUUCAAGAGAAACACCCAGGAACCAUUGUGUACAAUGUAAAUAGAUUUGAAGGUUGGUCCAGUUUAGAAACUAUGUGGCACCAAGUACUAGAAAUAGGUUUGGAUAUUGCAAAUAUAUCAGCGAAACAUCCAGAGGGUAUCAAUCUCAUUGGUUACUCACAAGGUGGGCUGAUCGCAAGAGGUAUUGUACAGACAUUUUCAAAUGUGUCUAUUGAUACAUUUAUUUCAUUGAGUUCACCACAAGCUGGACAGUAUGGAGCUGGUUUCCUACAUCUUGUGUUUCCUGGGCUGGUGAAGGACACGGUAUACGAGUUGUUUUACUCGCGAGUGGGUCAACAUACCUCAGUUGGCAACUACUGGAAUGAUCCAUACCACCAGACUCUCUACGAGAUGUACAGUGUGUACUUGCCCUAUAUAAACAACCACAUCAAAUCAGCGAAAACUGAUGAUUUUAAAAAUAAUAUGCUGAGGCUCAAAAGACUCGUGCUGAUUGGUGGGCCUGAUGAUAACGUCAUUACGCCGUGGCAGAGCAGUCAGUUCGGUUACUACAACGGUAGCGAGGCGGUUGUAGAGAUGCGCGCUCAGGAUAUAUACACUGAGGAUAGAAUAGGCCUCCAAGCUCUAGACAAGGCCAACAGAUUGCAUCUGAUCACUGUUCCCGGUGUUAAUCACUUCUCGUGGCAUAUGAACGUUACUAUAGUAGACGACUGUCUACUACCAUACUUAGAUUAA